Messenger RNA from Lolium rigidum, 1158 nucleotides. RefSeq lists its product as uncharacterized. The record is from RefSeq and is a predicted model, not a curated record. The transcript has 3 exons. Lineage: Eukaryota; Viridiplantae; Streptophyta; Magnoliopsida; Poales; Poaceae. The coding region runs from base 1 to 1158 and encodes 385 amino acids.
AUGAGGAAGCUGUGCCCGAGCGCGGACCGCGACGACACCCUCGACACGGUGCUGGAGGUGCCCAUUCCCGAUGAGAUGCUCAUCAACGUCACCGGCAACGACAAGCGCCGCGGCGCCGCCGGCGCCAACAUGCGUGCCUGGCUCAAGACCCAGGCCUUCGACCACGCCACCGUCGACGGCCCCGCCGCCGCCGCCGCCAACGCCGAGCUCCAGCUCUUCCUCAACGUCGUCGGCUCGCCGCUCAUCCCCUGCCCCGUCCCCCACGACCGCGCCUUCAGCCGCUCCAUCCGCGACUCCUCCAUCCAAGCGUCGACGGCCAAGUACAUCAUGCAGCAGUAUAUCGCGGCGACGGGCGGGCAGGCGGCGCUGCAGGGCGUGCAGAGCAUGUACGCGGUGGGGAAGGUGCGGAUGUGCGCGUCAGAGUUCCACCUGGGCGACCAGAACGUGACCGCCGCCCAGGGCCGCGCCGAGGUGGGCGGCUUCGUGCUCUGGCAGAAGUGCCCCGAGGUCUGGUACUUCGAGCUCAUCAUGGCCGGCCACAAGAUGAGCGCCGGCAGCGACGGCAAGGUCGCCUGGCGCCAGUCCGCCGCCGAGAACUCCCACGUCUCACGCGGUCCUCCCCGUCCACUCCGCCGCUCCCUCCAGGGCCUUGACCCGCGGUCGAUCGCGAACCUCUUCUCGGAUGCGGUGUGCAUCGGGGAGAAGGUCAUCAACGGCGAGGAGUGCUUCAUCCUGAAGCUGGAGGCGAGCGCCGCCACGCUGCGGGCUCGGAGCUCCGCGGCUUUCGACAUUAUCCACCACACGGUGUGGGGCUACUUCAGCCAGCGCACGGGCCUGCUGAUCCAGCUGGAGGACUCGCACCUGCUCCGCAUGAAGUCCGGCAAGGGCGCGCGCCGCAGCGAGAACAUCUUCUGGGAGACCGGCAUGGAGUCCGUCAUCUCCGACUACCGCCACAUCGACGGCGUCAACAUCGCGCACGGCGGCAAGACCACCGUCACGCUCUUCCGCUACGGCGAGGGCUCCGUCAACCACAAGAGGAAGCUGGAGGAGACGUGGACGGUGGAGGAGGCCGACUUCAAUGUGCACGGCCUCACCUCCGACUACUUCCUGCCGCCGUCGGACCUCAAGAAGGAAGGCGAUGACCAGCACGCCGGAUGA